AUGGACCACAUAAUCACGGUGAUUAAAGGGAAGGUGGAGGACGUGGAGCUGCCAGAGGGGGAGAAGGUGGAUGUGAUUAUAUCGGAGUGGAUGGGCUACUUCCAGCUGUACGAGUCCAUGCUCGAUACAGUGCUGUUCGCCAGGGACAAGUGGCUGAGCUGGCAAUUUUCAGCUAUAUGGGAGUGGAUGGGCUACUUCCUGCUCUACGAGUCCAUGCUCGAUACAGUGCUCUCCGCCAGAGACAAGUGGCUGGUGCGUUAUUAUGCAGAUGUCUGGCAGUCAGUGUACGGGUUUGACAUGAGCUGCAUUCGAGACAAGGCCAUGCUGGAGUCCCCCAGGUAUGGUCCCCUCACCAUGUGUCCACUCUCCUCUCCCCUUCCUCCCCAUCCCCCUGCAUCUCUUCCCCCAGUCUGGCAGUCAGUGUACGGGUUUGACAUGAGCUGCAUUCGAGAUAAGGCCAUGUUGGAACCUUUGGUCGACACUGUGGAUGCCGAGCAGAUCGUCACCAACGCUUGCCUUGUUAAGAUCGUCACCAAUGCGUGCCUUGUCAAGGUGAGGACUAGGGGGGCUCAUAAACCUCUCUCUCACUCUCGGUACAAGGUCAUGUUGGAGCCUCUGAUCGGCACCGUGGUCGCUCGACAUCAGCAAGGUGACAAGGGGCGACCUGUCCUUCUCAGUGCCAUUCAAGCUCGUAGCAGAGAGGAACGACUUUGCGUGGCCUACUUUGAUGUUGGCUUCACCAAAUGCCACAAGCCCAUCGGCUUCUCAACAGGGCCCAAGAGCCGGGGCACACACUGGAAGCAAACGGUGCUAUAUUUGGAAGACACCCUAACCAUGUGUGAAGGGGAAGCGGUAACUGGAACCAUGCAAGUGAAGCCCAAUGCGAAGAACCCUCGCGAUCUAGACAUAACUGUGACUUACAAGUUUGAUGGUCGUAGAGGUAAGGCAUCGCGCACCCAGCACUACCGCAUGCGGUGA
Closterium sp. Yama58-4 is the source of this 978-nucleotide messenger RNA. Lineage: Eukaryota; Viridiplantae; Streptophyta; Zygnematophyceae; Desmidiales; Closteriaceae. The record is from the annotation of a GenBank genome assembly.